Messenger RNA from Gilbertella persicaria, 379 nucleotides. RefSeq lists its product as uncharacterized. The record is from RefSeq and is a predicted model, not a curated record. The transcript has a single exon. NCBI's taxonomy places the organism in Eukaryota, Fungi, Mucoromycota, Mucoromycetes, Mucorales, Choanephoraceae. The coding region runs from base 41 to 319 and encodes 92 amino acids.
UAUAUUGCGUUAUAAAUCAAAUUAAACAUUAUUAUUCAAAAUGGAAGGUAAAUGGGAUCAAGCUGCUGGUAAAAUGAAGAAGGCUGCCGGAGAAAUGAUGGGCAAUGAAAGAAUGGCUGCUGAAGGUGCUGCUCAAGAUACUCAAGGUAAGGCCUGUGGUAUGGGUCAAUCCACUGGUGGCAAGAUGGAAGGCAUGAAGAACGAAACCAAGGGUACCGUUAACUCCAAUAUGAACAGCGCUACUGGUAAUACUACUGGUCAAAUGCGUGGUGAAGCUCAAAAGACCCAAGGUCAAGCUCAACAAAAAUGGAACUCUUAAAUGUUGUAAAUAGCUCAACUUUAAACAGUAAAUAAAAUAUGUUUGUAAAUAAUGAAAAAA